CGAUAGACAGUGAGGGUGACAACGUCGGGGCACAGUGAGAAGUUACUUGGCCCGAGGAUUACCGGCGCUUCAAACACGUGGACAUGUUUGCACCUACGAAACCGAUGUCAUCAGGAUGCUUCUCAUCGAAGCAACGCGAAACAAGUGUUUCUUCGUCGAAAGGGGUGCCGCUGGCCUACACGCUUUACGAACCGGACGAUGGCGAGUCGUGCAAGGCGCCCCCCGUCAUAUUCCUGGAUGCCAUCCUCGGAGUAAGGAGCAGUUGGAGCGAGCUUUCGCAGGCCAUCGCCAAUCAGACGGGACGAAAUGUGUACGCUGUGGACGCGCGCAACCACGGCGACAGCCCCCACGCACCAGACAUGGACUACGCGCUUAUGGCCGCUGAUGUGGAGCUUUUCAUGCGCGACCGUGGGUUGCCGAGAGCCGCCUUCAUUGGUCACAGCAUGGGCGGCCGGACGGUCAUGCGCCUAGCGCUCAAAACGCCCUCCCUGGUCGAGCGCAUAGUGGUGGUGGACGUGGGCCCGUCCUCGGUGCCCGCCAUCGUGGGCGACUACUUCCUGCCGCAGCAGCUUGACGCCAUGGACGCCGUCCUGCCGAGACUCUCUCCGGACUUAAGCUUCGACGAGGCCUAUCGAGAGGCCGACCGCAUUCUCGCUGGCCGACCGACUCUUGAGAACCCCUCCAUGCGCUCGCUCUUGCUGGCCAACCUGUGGCGGAACGGGGACCGCUACGACUGGAAAAUGAACGUGGAGGUCGUCAGGCGAAGCAUCGGGACGCUGGUGCGCGCGGAGGACCUCAAGGGCCUUACGUCGUCCGAUGUCGACGCGUUGUUCAUCUGCGGAGGGUUGUCUCCUUACGUCCCGAGUGCCGAGCAUGGGGCGAUCCGGCGCUUGUUUCCCAAGGCCCGCAUCGUGAGCGUCGAAGGGGCGGGCCACUGGGUGCACCGGGACAAACCCGCUGCUUUCCUCAGCUUCGUCAAGGACUUCAUGGCGCAACAAUAAAUUAUGCCUCGGCUGUCCACAGCUGGCGUCGCGACGUUGCGCGCGAUACUGGCUCGCUGAUAAGACGAGCGGAGUGCGUAUACGCAA
Molecule: messenger RNA, 1088 nt
Organism: Rhipicephalus microplus (southern cattle tick)
Lineage: Eukaryota; Metazoa; Arthropoda; Arachnida; Ixodida; Ixodidae
Product: sn-1-specific diacylglycerol lipase ABHD11
Biological process (GO): lipid metabolic process
Cellular component (GO): mitochondrion
Molecular function (GO): carboxylic ester hydrolase activity
Source: RefSeq, a predicted model, not a curated record